This is a messenger RNA of Fraxinus pennsylvanica, 1755 nucleotides long. The record is from the annotation of a GenBank genome assembly. Lineage: Eukaryota; Viridiplantae; Streptophyta; Magnoliopsida; Lamiales; Oleaceae.
AUGGCAGCUUGCAAUUUUAUUCCACUAUUUCCAAGCCCUUGUCCUAAUUUUCGAACCAACAUUGCAGAAAUUGGAAAGAUUAACUUCUUUUCUCAUGUUGCAUGUAAAGCUCCUUGCAUGAAAUGGAGCAUCGACAAAAAUCUUAUAGCAACAACUAACCUCUCCACACAACAUGCAUACUUGAAUGGACACAGUUUUAGAGAUGAAUUUGAUAUUGUACAUAAACAGAAACUGGAGAAUAUUAAGCAAUUACUUUUGGAAUCAAAAGAAGAAGAUCCAAUAGAAAGUUUGAAUUUAGUUAAUGCCAUCCAGAGGCUAGCAAUCGACAACCAUUUUCACGAGGAGAUUGACACGAUUCUUCGGGGACAUUAUUUCGCAACCAGCACUUGUGUGUAUGGAUUCUCCACUCUGCGUGACGUUUCGCUUCUUUUCAGAUUAUUGAGACAAGAAGGAUACCACGUACCUGCAGAUGUCUUUCACAACUUCAAGAGCAAGGAUGGAAAGUUCAAAGGACACCUGAGACAAGAUGUCCGAGGAUUGAUGGAAUUAUAUGAAGCUUCACAGCUAAAUUUACAAGGAGAAGAUACACUUGACGAAGCAGCAAAUUUUAGUAGCGAGAUUCUCUCUGAACGUUUGACGGAUUUAGACUCAGAAAUUAUUAGUCACACAUUGAUGUAUCCUCAUCACAAGAGUGUUGCAAGAUUGACUGCCAAUUUUUAUUUUAAAAAUUGUUCUGAAGGCAUAAAUGGAUGCGAAAAACCCUUGAAAGAGCUCGCCAGUUUGGAUUUUUUUAUGGUCCAACGCAUAUACCAACAGGAAUUACUUCAAAUUUCCAUGUGGUGGGAAGCACUUGGUUUGGCUAAGGAGUUGAAGCUGGCCAGGAACCAACUAACAAAAUGGUAUAUAUGGUCCAUUGCUGCCAUGGCUGAUCCCAGCUUGUCGGAGGAAAGGAUUGACCUAACAAAAUCCAUUGCCUUCAUAUACUUUGUAGAUGACAUCUUCGAUCUUUAUGGGAAACCCCAUGAACUCACCCUCUUUACAGAAGCCAUAAACAGAUGGGAACAUGGUGCCAUUGAAAACUUGCCAGAGUACAUGAAGAUAUGUUGCAAGGCACUUAUUGACACCACGAACGAGAUUGGCUACAAAAUCUACAAAAAGCACGGAUAUAACCCUAUUGACUCCCUAAAGAAAAUGUGGGCAAGUUUGUGCAAUGCGUUUCUGGUAGAAUCAAAAUGGUUUGCUUCUCACGAGUUGCCAAAAGCCGACGAGUAUCUAGAAAAUGGAAAGGUGAGUUCAGGAGUGCCUGUCGUGCUAGUUCUCUCAUUCUUUCUUACGAAUGUCGUAGGAUCAACUGGAAGUUCAGUCCAUUUGGAAGAUAUAUCAGACCUUAUAGCCUCAGUUUCAACAAUUUUACGUAUUUGGGAUGACUUGGGAAGUGCAAAGGAUGAGCAACAAGACGGCAAAGAUGGCUCUUUUAUAGAAAGCUACGUGAAAGAGCAUCGAGGAUUGUCUAUUGUACAAGCAAGAGAGCAUGUUAAUCGCCUGAUAUCAAGUGAAUGGAAACGGCUUAACAAGGAGAGUUUUCGUCUAAAUCAAUUAUCAGCGUCAUCUAUCACAAAGGCUUCUCUUAAUAUUGCAAGAAUGGUUCCUCUCAUGUAUAGUUACAGUGAUAAUCAACGUCUCUUAAUCCUCGGGGAACAUGUCAAGUCUACACUAUUUGAUGAGAUAUACUUGGAUUGCCAUCUUUGGAAUUAA